Messenger RNA from Histoplasma capsulatum G186AR, 1461 nucleotides. Its product is annotated as DNA repair protein rad14. The transcript has 7 exons. Gene Ontology annotation, molecular function: damaged DNA binding. The record is from RefSeq and is a predicted model, not a curated record. The coding region runs from base 1 to 1461 and encodes 486 amino acids. Lineage: Eukaryota; Fungi; Ascomycota; Eurotiomycetes; Onygenales; Ajellomycetaceae. Gene Ontology annotation, cellular component: nucleotide-excision repair factor 1 complex. Gene Ontology annotation, biological process: nucleotide-excision repair involved in interstrand cross-link repair; base-excision repair; UV-damage excision repair.
AUGUCUAACACUCAAACGCCAUUAACACCUGAACAACUUCGCAGAAUUGAAGUACGUCGGAUGAAAGCUAAGGUACUCCGGGAACAAGAAGAUGCCGCAGUGCGAUCUGGUUCGUUGCCUAGCAGCUUGGCCACACCUGGACAGAAACGGCCAUCUUCGGCGAUAUCUCCUUCAAAACCUCGUUCGAGCUCCCGCGAUACAAGAUGUAAUAAAUCAGAUGGACGAUCACUCGAUGAGAUUCGUCCAGCUCGUAACUUUGCUAAGUACGUGGAAUUCGACUUGAGUAAAAUGACGGACACCAAAGGUGGAUUCUUAACGGCAGAGGAUGAUCCCCAUAACAAGGUUUUAUAUUCCGGCGAGAGGGAUGAGAAGCCUACUCAAAUGACAUUCAAAGAAUGGGAGCGAUAUCAACUAUUACGGUCACUACAGCGAGACAAGGCAGGACCCUUCGAACCAGGGCUAAGUGUGCUCAAUACGACAAAGCAGAAAUCAUGUCGAGAGUGCGGCAGCAUAGAGAUCGACUGGAAAUGGGAAGAGACAUUACGCUGCGCCGUUUGCAAUCCCUGCAAGGAGAAGUUCCCUGAGAAAUAUAGUCUACUCACAAAGACGGAAGCUAAAGAAGAUUAUCUAUUGACAGACCCUGAACUAAAAGAUGAAGAACUUCUACCUCAUCUAGAGAGGCCAAACCCCCAUAAAGCAACAUGGAAUAACAUGAUGCUGUACUUGCGAUUCCAAGUCGAGCAGUAUGCGUUCUCCCCGAAGAAGUGGGGAUCACCUGAGGCUUUGGACGCUGAGUUUGAGAAGCGAGGGGCUGCGAAAAAGCGGCAGAGAGAAGCUAAGUUCAAAUCGAAACUGCACGAUCUGAAGAAACGAACUAGAGUUGAAGCGUACCGACGAAGCCGGCAGGCUGCGGCAGAAGCAGGGUCAAGAGAGCAUUUUGGGGACGACCUUGGCAGCGGCAAACAUGUACAUCAAUGGAGAAGGCUUGUUGAUAACCCGGAGACGGGUAUAGGGGUAAAGGCGUACCCGACAUACGGAUCAGCGACUCUCUCUGAUUUCGGCUGGGCACACUUUGCCACUAGGGCAAAAGAGCUCAAUCACCACCAGCGCCAUGGUGGUAUAGAGGCUGGGGGAACCUGGCUCUUCCUAAGUUCCACUACCCUACUGCCAUUGGUCCUUGGUGGCCUGGGGUCUUCCUGGGUGCCUAACCACCAAUCUCCCCCAUCUUGGCAAGAGAAUGUGCAUUAUUUCCUCCAAAAUGGGUGCUCUGGCCGCUAUUCCCUUUUUGACAUUAACGUGACCGCCAAGGCUAAACGGAAGGCCGGACUAUCGUAUCUCCGUAUAUUGAAUCGGUUUAGAAGCUUUGAGUUUCAGCGUGGCUUCAAAACCACGACAGACGACGGACGACGCAGUGCGGACUAUACACAACGUAUUACUAUCUCUAACGCCUUCAUUGCCUGA